AACCAAAGAACGAACAUAUACGAUGUCAAACCCCGCAUCCCGAAUACGAGCCUAUGGCUCCAGCAACUGCGUCAUGUCAUACCAUUAUUAUCAAUAUAAAAGAAACCACUCCUACCUCAAAACUCCCACCCCACACCAAGCCAACAAACUAAACAGACCCCUCUAUACACCAUAUAUGAAUCUCCAACCGACGAGAUGCACAUCGCCAUCCUCCCCGCCUCCCCCAAAACCGCCCAGGCAACAAUCCGCACCCUCCUAAACACUAACAAACAGGAUAUCCACAUCAAAGCCUUCUACCGCGACCUCUCCCGCGUUCCCGCAUCCUUCCUCUCACACCCUAAUUUCCACGCCGUAAAGGGCGACGUAGGCGACGCAAAUACCCUGGACCUAACCGGCAUCGACGCCGUCCUCGUAAUCACACCCCCCGUCUACGAUGGAUCAGAUUACCUCGAGCACGCCCGCCUUGUAUCGCAGAAUACACGCACUGCGAUUCAGAAAGCCGGCGUGAAACGCGUAGUCCUUCUUUCAAGUGCGGGGGCGGAACAUGAGUCCGGGACAGGAGAGAUACUAACGAACCACACCGCCGAGACGAUCCUCCGAGACUCCGCUCCUGAGGUCGUGCUGGCCAGAUGUGCUUAUUUUAUGGAGAACUGGGCGACUGGGGUUGCGACUGUGCGGUCUGAGACUCCGCAUUUGUAUUCUUGUAUUGUGCCGAGGGAUUUUGGGGUCCCGAUGGUUGCCGCUAAGGAUAUGGCGCGGGCUUUUGUUGACUAUUUACUCGCUUCCCGAAUUCCCGAGAGUCCUUUUGUGGUUGAGGUCCAGGGACCGAGGGAGUAUACUUCGGUUGAUGUGCAAAGGGCGUUUGAGGAAGCUAUUGGGAAGGAGGUUGAGCUUAGGCUUGUUCAAGGUGAGGAUUUGUUGCAGUUCUUCGGGGCGUUUUUGCCGAAGAAUACGGCGGAGGGGUUUGUGGAGAUGACGAGGGCUUUUUUGCCAGGGGGAGUUAUGCACAAGGCUGGUGCCUGGGGUGACCGUCCGGUUUGGAAAGGGGAGACGGAGUUAAGGGACGUUGUUAGGGAGCUUUGUGAAGGGUCUGAUGAGUGAAGUUUGUAUAUUGUGGGAAUGGGGGUUGAUGUAUGUGAGGAAUAAAUUGUACAUGACUUCAAUUGCAAUGGGUAAUGUUGAGGUCCAUUCAACUGGAUUGGUCUCUGUGGGGGUUAGUAAAUGGGUCCAAAGUCUUGUCUCAGGCGUUAUAUCUUCUAUCGUUAUAUCCCUGGUUCUUUCUCAAAAUCGUCUCGUACAGCUCAAUAUCAUGCUGCGUAGGCUCAGGGCGUCUUGAAAGUGCUAGAAGUGCUCGUUUGCCUGAUAACGAGUCUGACAAGCAAUAUGAUGAUCAUUUGAACGAUCCGAAAGAGUCUCCAUCAUAAAGCAAGUAGCUCAGCGACACUUCGAUCCUAUUAAAAGAAGCCGCCACCUACUCGAGA
Messenger RNA from Aspergillus alliaceus, 1481 nucleotides. RefSeq names its product NAD(P)-binding protein. Lineage: Eukaryota; Fungi; Ascomycota; Eurotiomycetes; Eurotiales; Aspergillaceae. The coding region runs from base 196 to 1101 and encodes 301 amino acids. The record is from RefSeq and is a predicted model, not a curated record. The transcript has 3 exons.